AAAAAAAGUUCUCUCACAAAAACAUGUCGGCUCAAAAUUGAUGUGUGAGAUAAAUUGUAUUUGAAUAAAAACUAAAUACUACAGUAUAACUGCAGAAAUAAAUGUGUUUUUUCUAUAUUAGUAAAGUUUAAUUUAGCGGUGCACCAUUCCUUGGGUCUCCUAGCUUAAAUCUAGCCACACAGUGUUGAGGGAGAUACCCACUUUGUUAUUUGUAUAGUUUCUGGAGCUGGUUUGGUCGGAGUCAGUCAUCAGCUGGAUGGGGAGAUUGUAAAUUAUCGGAUAACGCGAGCCGACAAGAUGGCCGACUGUUGUUCGUGAGAUAAUGUCAGCAUCUGGCUCAUCAGGCAGCGGCACGGGACGGGGUCGCGGCGGCGCCGGAUCAGGUCGAGCAGAGAAUAACAAACCAGACACUAAAGAGAAUAAAACACAUCAGAAAAUGUCCAAGGCACUAGGCACCUCUGCCAAGAGGAUUCAGAAGGAGCUAGCGGAGAUCACACUUGACCCACCACCAAACUGUAGUGCUGGGCCCAAGGGAGACAACCUGUAUGAGUGGGUGUCCACCAUCUUGGGGCCACCUGGCUCGGUCUAUGAGGGAGGAGUAUUCUUCCUUGAUAUCCACUUUUCACCAGAAUAUCCCUUCAAACCUCCUAAGGUCACCUUCAGAACGAGGAUAUAUCACUGCAAUAUAAACAGUCAGGGUGUGAUCUGUUUAGACAUCUUGAAAGACAACUGGUCUCCAGCACUGACAAUAUCUAAGGUCCUCCUGUCUAUCUGCUCUUUGCUCACGGAUUGUAAUCCAGCGGAUCCACUGGUGGGCAGUAUCGCAACACAGUAUCUGCAAAACAGAGAGGAGCAUGACAGGAUUGCCCGCCUCUGGACCAAGCGGUAUGCUACAUGAGUUCCUCGCCCGACUAUCCUCCACGGAUCAAGUACUAGAUGUCAUACUCAAAACUAUUCUGUACUGAAUCCAUCCUGUUCACAUAAAUUUAAGCUUAAUUAGAAUAUCCAACUCAUACAGAAACAAACUUGCAGUGUAAACAAUGAAUUUAUCAAUUUACUACUUUGUUUUGGUUAGUUUUGUCUCAUAAAAGAUUUCCUAAUUUAAGUGUUUAGAUAUCAGAUAAUAUUAAAAAGAAUAUAAACUAUUUGAUAGAUCUGUUACCUCGUGAGUUGCGUCGCAAGUUUGCUUCUGUCUAUACAGCUUAUUAAUAUUUAGUUGCAAUUAAUGUGAUUGUAUGUAUACAACGCUUGACAUAACAGUUUCAAGUGUUUAGGUUUAGGAUACAAAACUUUUUUAGUUAUGAAAUGAUCAAUUUUCCGUUUAUGUUUGCAACUGUGUUAUAUAUGAUACAGUUAAAUUAUUUUUUACUAAUGAAUGUGUAUUAUAAGGAUAAC
Molecule: messenger RNA, 1395 nt
Organism: Plutella xylostella (diamondback moth)
Lineage: Eukaryota; Metazoa; Arthropoda; Insecta; Lepidoptera; Plutellidae
Product: ubiquitin-conjugating enzyme E2-24 kDa
Source: RefSeq, a predicted model, not a curated record